GUCGUCCCGACGCGCUUUAGCAAGCCGACGCUAGUCCCGCUAGUCGACGGCGCACGUGUAAAGUUGCAACAAUUAUGUGAAACUCGCAAAAUAAACAAUCCGUAGAAAUGUCGAACGAUAAAGAAUCAAGCAACCCGAUGGAGAGCCCCAAAGUGCAAACGCCCCCCAAAGAGGGGAAAAAAGUGGGCUUCGCGAGGCCCACUCUCAUCAUCCCUCCGCCCCAAGUGCUGGUAAACAACCCGCAAACAAGAAGUGCGAACUUGAGCACUCGGUCCGUACCCAAAGGGAACAUGUACGGCCGAAAGGCCUCUGUGUUUAUGUUCGAUCAAUUUAAUAGUGUUAUGAACACUGCAAAAUCGGGCAUGGGACUCGGUGAAAAGUGCGCCUAUUGGGUUUAUAACAAAUUUUAUACGUGGAGCAGAAAAUGGUUCACCCAUUGUUUUUUGUCUAUUGUGAUUUUAUUGUACACUGUUGGUGGUGCCCUUAUGUUUGUUGCUAUUGAAGGUGCUAAUGAAGAAAAAAUAGUGGAAGGUGAUAUACGCAGAGAACGUUAUAGUUUAAUAAAAGAACUGCGAAAUUUGUCGAUACAGAUGCCCAGUUUGACCUCGGAAGACGAGUGGGAGGGCGAGGCUGCGCGCAGACUGAUGGACUUCGAGUCCAAAGUGACAGACGCUUAUUCAAAACAUGCCCUCAUCGUUGCUAAUCGGGGCGACAAAAUAUGGACUGUGUGGAAUGCCAUGGUCUAUUGCAGUACCAUAUACACAACCAUGGAGUCCGAAUCAGACGAAACUGAGCCUACACUAAAUGAUUUUGGAGGAGCUUUUAGCAUAUUUAAAACUUCAGAAUCAAGUUUUAUUUUGUUUUUUGACAUGUUAUCUUUUAGCGAUAAGUGUGAUAUAAUGGGAUCUGAGGAUAACACAAAAUAA
Brassicogethes aeneus is the source of this 926-nucleotide messenger RNA. Lineage: Eukaryota; Metazoa; Arthropoda; Insecta; Coleoptera; Nitidulidae. The record is from the annotation of a GenBank genome assembly.